Triticum aestivum (bread wheat) is the source of this 660-nucleotide messenger RNA. RefSeq lists its product as uncharacterized. NCBI's taxonomy places the organism in Eukaryota, Viridiplantae, Streptophyta, Magnoliopsida, Poales, Poaceae. The transcript has 2 exons. The record is from RefSeq and is a predicted model, not a curated record. Bases 30 to 485 code for a protein of 151 amino acids.
GAAUAAGCCCAGUUAUCUCGGCAAACUGGAUGCGCACCGUGAAGGUUUUUUGUCUCAGGUCUUCUGGCCUUGAAUUGGACGCAGUUCUUAACAUCCUCAGGUGGUUUCCCUAUCUGGAAAAGCUCUACAUCAUUUUUCAAAAACACAAUGAGAAGGAUAAGAAAAAUCAUCCUCAAUAUGACCCUUUAUAUCCAAUCGAAUGCCUUCAGACCCGUCUAAAAAAAGUGGUGUUUAAGGCAUUCAUAGGCUAUGAGAAACAGGUUAGCUUUGCGAGGUUCUUUGUUUUGCAUGCAAAAGCCCUCAAAAAAGUUGAAUUUGAAGUAUAUGGCGAGUGCAACACUCUAUCGGUGGCUUAUCAUCACACACUGCUAAAAGUGGAAAACAGAGCUUCUCGGGAUGCUCAGUUUGAAUUCAGGAGCAACCAUCGUCGUACUGAGUAUGAUGCACAUAUCCAUGAUUUGUCCGUGGCCGACCCCUUCGGAUAGCUGUAGACAGGGUUGAUUCCUGAAGAUUGCACCGUCUUAGUGUCUUGUGCUCAUUCUGUAGAUGAAGUUGAUGCGUGGAGAUUACAUUGUCUUCUAGAUGAGUGUGCUCAAUUCUAGUUUAAAGUUCCUCUGUAAUUCCGGUACUUAUGAAGUUACCCCUGUUAAAACUGCAAAA